AGGGAUUGCCUGUUUUUAGAGCUGGAUUAGCUCCAGGCAACAUUAGCUAUGAUGACUGCCACUUUGGAACAAAUUGCUUUCAAUGAGUAACAAAAGUGAAAUCAAGGGUAGUUUUGGAAAUUCUAAAACUGGGAUACAAUGUGCUAAUGAGUGAUGUUGAUUGGUUUAAGAAUCCGUUGCCACUGCUUACCGCUUUUGGUCCUGCAGUUUUCGUGGCUCAAUCCGACGAGUAUAAACUCACAGGUCCUAUAAAUUGGCCAAGAAUCUAGCUGGAAUUUGGCCAGAAUUGCUCGUCUGCCACCGAAUUUUGUCCAAUUAGAACUGGAUUUGACUACUGUUGACCGCCGCCUAUUGAUUAAUUGGCCGAUUAGAUAAAAAUUACCCGGUGAACCUCCGACUAGCCAUUAAUCAGCGACUAAUCGGAGGCUAGUCGGGAUUUUUACAGCUAUGAUUGGUGGUAUGAAAAAUAUCAUUGUUGACAAGUUGAUGUUUACAAAGAGACAGCACAUUCUAAACAAUUAGCUGCUAAAACUUUGGUUUUAUCAACAUGGCAAUUACAAGAAAAAACCAAAGAAAAAGACGUUUUUUCGUGGUUUAUAAUGCGCGCAAAUGGCAUCAAGGAGACAUAGUUUCUUGAAAUGGGGUGUUUAGAUUCACUCUGUGGAGUCCAGUCACUGGACGAAAAAGAUUCAAGAAACCAUAACGACGUUAAAGAUGAUUCCUUUUCAACUGGGUAUAGUCUAAAAUCACGGGAGUUUUGCGUUAGAGUUCUUCAUGCAGGCGGGAAAGAAGAUCUUUACCCACAUUCUGUUAAAGCUUCUCAACUAAUCAAGAACUACCCGGGGAUGUGUAUUGCAUGGCCUGCGGUUUUCAAGAAUCCUAAUGAAAGUGUUUUAUCAGCAACGGAUAUACUGUUGCCCGGACACAAGUACUAUUUAGUCCCUGUGACGACGUUAAAGAAGUUGAAAAAGAAAUACGCUGCAAAAGAGAAUAAGUUGACGGGAGAAACCGGUCCUGACAAGUCUGAUAACUCCGUUAGUUCAAAAGAUUACAAUGUUGUUAAAGAGAGGCGGUGUAGACGCAUAGUUAAGAAAGAUAUACAAUCAAACAGAAAACGUGUGCCGCCAGUCGUGAAGUCAAAGUCAACACGGGGAUCUGACUGGGAGCCCAGUUUAACCUCGAUUCAAGAACUCUCUCUAUGAACUACACCUUAUGCAACUUUCAGCAAAUGGGUUGACCCAUUUGACUUGUUUUCCUUUCAGCUAAGUUUUUAUUUACUUGUUUGUUUUGUUGGAGAUGAAAUAUAAUCCAAAUCGACCCAUUUACUAUUAAAUGGGUCAAAAUUGCUACCUUUGUUUCUGAUGUAUAACAAACGCAUGUUUUCACAUGGGUUGCAUCAGGCUUUUUGAUUUAUGUAUUGCAUUAAGAGUUAAUAAA
Molecule: messenger RNA, 1437 nt
Organism: Helianthus annuus (common sunflower)
Lineage: Eukaryota; Viridiplantae; Streptophyta; Magnoliopsida; Asterales; Asteraceae
Exons: 2
Coding region: 639-1202 (187 amino acids)
Source: RefSeq, a predicted model, not a curated record